CGGACCGGUCCCCGCGCCUCCUUCUGCACGCCAGGGCGUGUGCGGGCCGCGCUGGCGGGUUUCUGAGCUCGGGUGCUGAAUUCAUCCAGGAUCCAAGAUGACUAUCCGGCACCAAGGGCAGCAGUACAGGCCCAGGAUGGCAUUUCUGCAGAAGAUUGAAGCUCUGGUGAAGGACAUGCAGAACCCAGACUCGGGUGUCCGAAUGCAGAAUCAGAAGGUCCUGGUCACCAGCGUCCCUCAUGCCAUUACAGGGAGCGAUGUUCUGCAAUGGAUCGUUCAGAGGCUUUGGGUCUCCAACCUCGAGGCCCAGAACUUGGGCAACUUCAUUGUCAAGUAUGGCUACAUUUACCCACUUCAGGACCCCAAGAAUCUCAUCCUGAAGCCUGAUAACAGCCUCUACCGAUUCCAGACACCCUAUUUUUGGCCCACCCAGCAGUGGCCUGCUGAAGACACAGACUAUGCCAUCUAUCUAGCCAAGCGGAAUAUCAAGAAGAAAGGCAUUUUGGAAGAUUAUGAAAAGGAAAAUUACGAUUUCCUGAACAAAAAGAUUAACUACAAGUGGGACUUUGUCAUCAUGCAGGCCAAGGAACAAUACAGGACUGGAAAAGAAAGGCCCAAGGCAGACAGGUAUGCACUGGAUUGCCAAGAGAAGGCAUACUGGCUGGUGCACCGCUGCCCUCCAGGAAUGAAUAAUGUGCUGGACUAUGGACUGGAUCGAGUGACAAACCCAAACGAAGUUCAGAAACAAACCAUUACUGCUGUUAAGAAAGAGAUCAUGUAUUACCAGCAGGCCCUGAUGAGGUCUACAGUCAAGUCCUCUGUAUCCCUGGGAGGGAUAAUCAAAUACAGUGAACAGUUCUCGUCCAAUGACGCCAUCAUGUCUGGCUGCCUUCCCAGCAACCCCUGGAUAACAGACGACACCCAGUUCUGGGACCUCAAUGCCAAAUUGGUAGAAAUCCCAACCAAGAUGCGAGUAGAGCGAUGGGCCUUCAACUUCAGUGAGUUGAUCCGAGACCCUAAGGGCCGGCAGAGCUUCCAGUACUUUCUCAAGAAAGAGUUUAGUGGGGAGAACCUGGGGUUCUGGGAAGCCUGUGAGGAUCUGAAGUACGGAGACCAAUCCAAGGUCAAGGAGAAGGCGGAGGAGAUUUACAAGCUCUUCCUGGCCCCUGGAGCCCGGCGGUGGAUCAACAUUGAUGGCAAGACCAUGGACAUCACGGUCAAGGGGCUGAGGCACCCCCACCGCUAUGUGCUGGAUGCAGCUCAGACUCACAUCUAUAUGCUCAUGAAGAAGGACUCUUAUGCUCGCUAUUUAAAAUCCCCCAUCUAUAAGGAGAUGCUGGCCAAAGCCAUUGAGCCCCAGGAAACCACGAAGAGAAGCUCCAGUCUUCCAUUCAUGCGGCGCCACCUACGCUCCAGCCCGAGCCCCGUGGUCCUGCGGCAGCUGGAGGAGGAGGCCAGGGCCCGUGAGGCUGCCAACACCGUGGACAUCACCCAGCCCGGCCAGCACACGGCACCCAGUCCCCAUUUGACGGUAUACACGGGCACCUGCGUGCCCCCCUCGCCUUCUCCACUCUCCCCUUCCUGCCGAUCCCCGAGGAGGCCCUUCCCCUCGCCCGCGCGUUUCAUCCGGAGGCCUAGCAGCACUGUGUGUCCAUCGCCCAUCCGGGCAGCCUUGGAGGAUUCGGAGCAGAAGGGAGAGGCCAGUGAGGGCAGCGACAUCCCCGUGGGAGGCCCCCGAGCUCGGGGCCCCUCCAAGGCCCGUGUGGCUCUGAGCUUCAGCCGGUUUCUGAGGCGAGGCUGCUUGUCCUCACCCGUCUUUGCAAGGCUCUCGCCCAAGUGCCCAGCUGUGUCCCACGGAAAGGUGCAGCCCCUGGGGGAAGUGGGUCAGCAGCUUCCGAGGCUGAAGUCCAGGAGAGUGCCCAACUUUUUCCAGAUAAAAAUGGAUGUGCCUAUGGACAGCGGGACAUGUCUGGUGGACUCAGAAGACACUGGCACAGGAGAAUCAGGGACCAGGCCAUGGAGAAGGAGGGUCAUCUGCCCCUGGGAGAGCCUGGCAGAGGGAAAAGUAGGUUGAGCCAGGAGCCUUACACAGGAAGUUGCUCCUGGCAGACUCUGCUGCAUGGGGCCAUAGGAUAUGCUUGCUCUCAAACCAAAGUGCAUUAAGAUUCUUUUUGGGGGGCCAGAGAAACAAGAUGAGAUGGAUUAUGGGGAAGAAUGGUCCUGUUGAGCUCCCAACCCUUCCCUUGUUGGCCUCCCCUUCCUUGGGCAGAAGAAAGGCAUGUGAACCAGAAGACUUGACUUGCUGCCUUAAAAACCAAUAAAAGGUUAACUUCUAAAAGUCUCUUGAAAA
Messenger RNA from Suncus etruscus (white-toothed pygmy shrew), 2350 nucleotides. It is a transcript of the gene RGS9, whose product is annotated as regulator of G protein signaling 9. Gene Ontology annotation, biological process: regulation of G protein-coupled receptor signaling pathway; intracellular signal transduction; G protein-coupled receptor signaling pathway. Lineage: Eukaryota; Metazoa; Chordata; Mammalia; Eulipotyphla; Soricidae. The record is from RefSeq and is a predicted model, not a curated record.